Leucoraja erinaceus (little skate) is the source of this 2312-nucleotide messenger RNA. Its product is annotated as centriole, cilia and spindle-associated protein-like. Gene Ontology annotation, cellular component: cytoskeleton; centriole; ciliary transition zone. Gene Ontology annotation, molecular function: microtubule binding. The record is from RefSeq and is a predicted model, not a curated record. Gene Ontology annotation, biological process: regulation of mitotic spindle assembly. NCBI's taxonomy places the organism in Eukaryota, Metazoa, Chordata, Chondrichthyes, Rajiformes, Rajidae.
GGGGUAAACAAGGGCCGGGAGUGACGGUUUAAUGGCGGCCUCAUCUUGUGGGAGUCAAGUCUCUUGUGGUCGCCGGCUGUGAAUGACGACAGUGCGGCCCGGGGGCUCGGUGUUAAUGGCGAUGCGUUGAGCCGCUGGUGCGGUGGCGCCAUGAGCAGAAGGAUGAAGACGGAGUACAUGAGGAGGUUUACGGGGCCGCGCUGGGACACGUACGGCAGCUGUUACCGCGACCUGGUGCAGUACCGCGGCGUGAGGCGGCUGCUGGAGCAGGCCCACUGGCCCUGGGUGUGGACAGGCUGGGACAGCGGCUCCGCUCCUCCACCCCCCCCAGACCAACGCUGCCCUGCGACCCGCCUGCUGACGCCCGGAGCCCAGCCUGAGACCGGGGACAGGCCCGGGGCCCAGGCGGGGGUCAGGCCCGGGACCCAGGCGGGGUACAGGCCCGGGACCCAGCCUGAGACCGGGGACAGGCCCGGGGCCCAGGCGAGGGACAGGCCCGGGACCCAGCCUGAGACCGGGGACAGGCCCGGGGCCCGUCAGGGGGUCAGGCCCGGGAUCCAGCCCGAGGCCGGUCCCGGGAUCCAGGCAGGGAUCAGGCCCGGGGCCCAGGUGGGGGUCAGACCCGGGGUCCAGGCGGGGAACAGGCCCGGGGUCCAGGCAAGGGUCAGGCCCGGGGUCCAGGCAAGGGUCAGGCCCGGGGCCGCGCCUUACCCGGCCGCAGGAUUUAAUGUCUCAGCCAAGGACAUAAUUGUUCAGGGGAUUCAAAGGGAUAAAAGCCACGACCAGGCCAAGGGUGACUUGUGCGGCUACCGUCCUGUGAAAAGUGCAAGUCUGGAAAAAUCUCUCAAAACGUCUCGAGCAUCACCAGCAGCUGUUGUCAUAAAGGAAACCAAGGCUCCAUUUGCAAUGUAUGGCUGGGCGGAGAAGGAAGUGGAAGUGGGCUGUAAAAAAACGUACAAUGUUGGCGCUUCUGCUUUGCCAGGACAAAUUUAUGAAUCCGCAGUCCGGGCGCAGGAUAGACAUCAAGUGCAAAGAGCGAUGCGUGUAUCUCGGGUACGAGACACAGAACCACCCACUAAUUGUGCAGCCGACCACCACUCUAAGACUUUCCAAAAUCGCAAAACUACUUCUGAACACUCGCCAGUUGGAGCAUUGCCAUCUGCUGGAGACGACGAUCCCUGGCUCUCGGAGUAUACGAGAUGUUUUUCAACACGGUCCCUCUGAGUCCCAGCAACAUUCUGCAAAUGGAGCUUAGGGGAAAUUAUUUUGUUUAAUUAUUGGGGCCCAUGUUGAUCUUAAUCACUGUUUCAGUGCAGGGCUUGAUUGCGGUCUGUAUUAUUGGAGGUAAUUUAUAUGUAAAACUCACAAUCAGCAAUGUAUUAUUGACUUGCAGGUACGACCUUGGUGACUUUGGUCUUCUGUCAACCACUGACACGACUUGAUGUUUAUUUUUUACAAAAAACAUUUUUUGUGAUGUGUGAAAUAGAAUCCAUUACUGUAACCUUUCUAACAUCAAGUCCUGUAGGUAGAGUUCAACUACAGUUGAAUUUUACAAAACUCAACUUUAUUUUGCAUAGUGUAAUAUCUUUUGUAUCGCAUUGACACUUUCAAAUCACACUGCACCUGCGAAUAUCAAUGAAUCCUUUUCUCUAAUGGGGUUAGGUUUUAUCAUGUUCUUGGGUGCUUGUCCUUUGUAAUAUUUGUAGAGUAUCGCCAUUACCAGAUCACAGCUUGUGGAGUCUCAUGGUGCACACAUUAGCAACUCCAAUUCUGACCGUGGCCACACUUUGUAAAGUGUUUGUGGAUAACCUUGUGUUGUCGGGUGCAUGAUUUAAAUGUGAAAUUUGUGCCCGAUUUAGACCUAGCUGUUUUAACUUUUUCACUGUACAUGUGGAGUGCAAUAGAAAAUUACUAUUUUCUUUUGUUACCUUGGAAUUUUGAUACAAUACAAUUUAUUUUGAAUAAAAUCAGUGUUUGGAAAUUAUGGGCUUUUUCGUGAUAGGGAAAUGUUCUUGAGGGCAUCAGGAAACAUUCUGAUGACAUGAAAUUCAGUUCACCAAAUAACAGCAGCGUGAAAUUAUUAAAGCAAUUGAUAUCAAUUCAUUAAAAUUCAAGGUGUUGAACAGUUUCUCAUCAGCUCCAUCCAGGUCAAAGUCAUACAGCAUGGAAAUAGUUUUCAAGAGAGAUUUAGCACUUAGGACUAAAGGAAUCAAGGGAUAUGGGGGGAAAAGCAGGAACGGGAUACUGAUUUUAGAUGAUCAGCCAUAAUCAUAUUGAAUGGCAGUGCUGGCUCAAAGGGCCGAAUGGCCUAC